This is a messenger RNA of Rhododendron vialii, 3349 nucleotides long. Its product is annotated as FT-interacting protein 3. The transcript has 2 exons. Bases 685 to 3012 code for a protein of 775 amino acids. The record is from RefSeq and is a predicted model, not a curated record. NCBI's taxonomy places the organism in Eukaryota, Viridiplantae, Streptophyta, Magnoliopsida, Ericales, Ericaceae.
AAAAACCAAAAAAAUAAAGCUAGAGAGAGUGGGGGAGAGAGAAAAAGAGCGACGUUCGGUGUAUUCUCACACAGAUUCAUCAGAUUCCCACAAUCGAACCCCUCCACCACCGCUUUUCCUCUCUCCAAAACAUAAACCCUUCCCUUCUCUCUCUCUCUCUCUCUCUCUCUCUCUCUAUAACGCCGCUCUCAUCAUCUGAUACCCCUUUGUCUGUUGUUACCCACAGAAAAAGCAACCUCCAUUGCACCAAUCUCUUCAACCUUAUCUUCAACAACAAAAAGAAAAAGAAAAACCCAUCUGCCGUCUCGAUGUAUCUAUCCCGAUGAAUCUCCAUUACUCCAUCAGGCCUUGGGCAUUCAGAUCUGAAGCUGUGAAGUAUGGUGACGGUCCAUGAGGUCAUUUUUCACUUUUGACCUUCUGGGUUCUCUUAUUUACUGAAGAUCUGGGUUUUUUUUACUGCCUUUUCGCUUGCUAUCUAUCCACAUCUUGAGUUUUCAUCUAUCUAUCUGCUCUGUUCUGCUAAAUUUCCGAAGAUUUUGGAGGGUUUUGUUUGAUUUUUGAGUUAUUUACGGCUGGGUAAAAAUCUAACUCCGGUCCCUCAGGGUUUUUGGGUAAUUUUUGCUAGUUGGUUAAACUGCUACUUGGUUCCUGUGAAUUGGGUCGGUCCUGUUUGAAACCCACAAAAUGCAGAGACCUCCAAUGGAAGAUUUUACCCUAAAGGAGACCAAACCCCACCUUGGUGGUGGGAAGGUCACCGGCGAUAAGCUCACGAGCACCUAUGACCUAGUGGAGCAGAUGCAAUACCUCUAUGUUCGUGUUGUGAAAGCAAAGGAUUUACCUGCAAAAGACGUUACGGGUAGUUGUGACCCUUAUGCUGAGGUUAAACUUGGGAACUAUAAGGGUACAACUCGUCAUUUCGAGAAGAAAACAAAUCCCGAAUGGAACCAGGUGUUUGCUUUUUCAAAGGAUCGGCUUCAAGCUUCGAUGCUUGAGGUUACUGUCAAGGAUAAGGAUGUUGUGAAGGAUGAUUUCAUAGGUCGGGUUUGGUUCGAUCUCAAUGAGGUCCCGAAACGUGUCCCGCCGGAUAGUCCCCUGGCACCGCAGUGGUAUAGGUUGGAAGAUAGACAUGGGAAUAAGGUUAAAGGAGAGCUCAUGUUGGCCGUUUGGAUGGGUACUCAAGCCGAUGAAGCCUUCCCUGAAGCUUGGCAUUCGGAUGCUGCAGCAGUUAGUGGUGCUGAUGGUCUUGCAAAUAUUCGGUCAAAGGUGUAUCUAUCGCCUAAGUUAUGGUACUUAAGGGUUAAUGUGAUUGAAGCUCAGGACUUGAUGCCCGGGGAUAAAACCAGGUUCCCGGAAGUCUUUGUAAAGGCUAUUUUGGGGAAUCAGGUUUUGAGAACUAGAAUUUCUAUGAGCAAGAGUAUUAAUCCGAUGUGGAAUGAGGAUUUGAUGUUUGUUGCUGCAGAACCGUUUGAAGAGCCCUUGAUUUUGAGUGUGGAAGAUAGAGUUGCGCCCAACAAGGAAGAAGUUCUGGGGAGGUGUGGGAUUCCUUUACAGUAUGUGGACAGGAGGUUAGAUCACAAACCUAUUAACUCUAGGUGGUAUAAUCUUGAGAAGCAUAUUAUUGUUGAUGGGGAAAAGAAGAAAGAAAUUAAGUUUGCCAGCAGGCUUCAUAUGAGGGUCUGUUUGGAAGGUGGGUAUCAUGUCCUUGAUGAGUCAACUCACUACAGCAGUGAUCUCAGACCUACAGCCAAACAGUUGUGGAAAUCCAGCAUUGGGGUUUUGGAACUGGGGAUUCUCAGUGCUCAGGGGCUGUCACCUAUGAAAACUAAAGACGGACGGGCGACAACUGAUGCUUAUUGUGUGGCCAAAUACGGGCAGAAGUGGGUCCGGACAAGGACAAUUAUUGAUAGCUUUACUCCCAAAUGGAAUGAACAAUACACUUGGGAGGUUUUCGAUCCAUGCACUGUCAUCACGAUUGGGGUAUAUGACAACUGUCACUUGCAUGGUGGUGGUGAUAAGAACGGAGGAGCGAAGGAUUCAAGGAUUGGGAAGGUCAGAAUCCGUCUUUCUACGCUUGAAACUGAUCGGGUUUACACUCACUCGUAUCCUCUUUUGGUCUUGGGUCCAAAUGGAGUGAAGAAGAUGGGCGAAAUCCAUUUGGCUGUGAGGUUUACUUGCUCUUCUCUGCUCAAUAUGAUGCAUAUGUACUCUCAACCACUUUUACCAAAAAUGCACUACAUUCAUCCACUUACUGUGACUCAGCUUGAUAGCUUGAGGCACCAGGCCACUCAGAUUGUGUCCAUGAGGCUGAGUCGUGCGGAGCCACCGUUGAGAAAAGAGGUGGUGGAGUACAUGCUGGAUGUUGGGUCCCACAUGUGGAGCAUGAGGAGAAGCAAGGCCAAUUUUUUCCGAAUCAUGGGAGUUCUCAGUGGUUUGAUUGCCGUGGGAAAAUGGUUUGAUCAGAUAUGCAACUGGAAAAACCCCAUCACCACAGUUCUGAUCCACAUCCUGUUCUUGAUCCUGGUUUUGUAUCCAGAGCUGAUCCUACCCACCAUUUUCCUCUACCUCUUCUUGAUUGGAGUGUGGUAUUACAGAUGGAGGCCACGCCAUCCCCCGCACAUGGACACUCGUCUCUCUUGUGCUGACAAUGUUCAUCCUGAUGAGCUGGACGAAGAAUUCGAUACGUUUCCAACUUCCCGCCCGAACGAUACAGUGCGUAUGAGGUAUGAUCGUCUGAGGAGCAUUGCUGGGAGGAUUCAGACUGUGGUGGGCGAUCUCGCGACACAAGGGGAGAGGCUGCAGUCGUUGCUGAGCUGGCGGGACCCAAGGGCUACUGCUCUGUUUGUUAUUUUCUGCUUGGUUGCAGCGAUAGUUCUGUAUGUUACGCCGUUCCAAGUUGUGGCGCUUCUAGCAGGUUUUUAUGUGCUGAGACACCCCAGGUUCCGUCAUAAGCUUCCUUCUGUGCCGCUCAAUUUCUUCAGGAGGCUGCCUGCAAGAACUGAUUGCAUGUUGUGAGCAAAAGCAAGUUUUUGCUUCCGAAUGGUCUCACAUAUGGGUUUCUCCUCCUCUUUCCAAUUGGAGAAGACGACGCAGAGACCAAUGGAGAUUGCUUGCUUCCUUUCACCUACCGGUGAAUGCUGGGUCCUGGUAUGAUUUGUAGUAUGGUCGUCCAUUUCGCUAGUAGUUCCUGUGAUUUUUAUUCGCAUUUCUAUGUCAUCUGUAGGGUUUCUGUUUUGAUGUUGACUGGGGUUAUCCCAUGAAUGUUGUUUCGUAAUUUUGUAGGUUGUGAUUUACAUUUGUUUGUGGUGGACAAUUUUAAAUGCUUAUGUUAUUCUUGGUUUGGUUGCUUUGA